AUGUCGGAAACUAAGAGCGAUCCUUUUCAAGAAUCGGGAAGUGGAUACGUUCCGAGUGAUUUGGACCAACCCAGUACAAGUAGAGCUUUGGAUGAAAGGUCUACUAAAACAAAAAAGAAGCGCGUUCGCAGAAGUUUUGAUGGGUCGACACUGAGAGAAAAAAGAGGUAAAAACGAGUCUGACACAUGUCAAACUUGUGACAGGUUACAAAAUCUUAUACUUGCCGAGUUAGAACUCGAAAAUAAGAAAGCACUUCAGACUGAAAAAGAUCUCCAUGUUCGUAAAUUCGAAAUGUUUUACAAGAAAUUAAAAGAAGUUACGAUUCUCAGUAAAGAAGAUGAGACCACGGAAUUAUUAUGUUUUGACUUCCAGCAGAAUUUUCCGCUACCCCAUGUACCAGCAGGAGAUGUGUUUUAUAAAAGACAACUUUGGGAAUAA
Messenger RNA from Psylliodes chrysocephalus, 438 nucleotides. The record is from the annotation of a GenBank genome assembly. Lineage: Eukaryota; Metazoa; Arthropoda; Insecta; Coleoptera; Chrysomelidae.